This is a messenger RNA of Amphimedon queenslandica, 863 nucleotides long. RefSeq names its product outer dense fiber protein 3-like. NCBI's taxonomy places the organism in Eukaryota, Metazoa, Porifera, Demospongiae, Haplosclerida, Niphatidae. Gene Ontology annotation, cellular component: cytoskeleton. The record is from RefSeq and is a predicted model, not a curated record. The coding region runs from base 47 to 814 and encodes 255 amino acids. The transcript has 6 exons.
CAAGUUGGUGCUAAAAGGUCUGCAGCAUUUCGCACCAAAGGCUUUUAUGGCAAUGGUAGAAGAUUCGGAGAAGAAGACUAAACCAAUCAUGAUUGCAGCUCGGGAAAGAGGACCUGGGCCAGGCAGGUAUAAAUUACCUCCAUGUUGUGGUCACGAGACACAUGAUAUGACUAAACAAGCCAUGCCUGCAUAUUCAUUCGGAAAAAGGCUUAGCAACUCAAUGUUUAGAAAAGAAACCAGCCCUGGACCAAUCUAUUUUAUUGACCCAAUGCUCUCUCGCUAUGGUCGUGAUGGUAAUCCUUCUUAUUCUAUCUUAGGGAGACAAAAGGAUCUGAAUGCAUUCAAGACUCCUUCUCCUGGUGCAUACUCUCCUGAAAAAGUACACCCACAAGGGGAAAAACAUGCCCCCAUUUAUUCAAUGGGAAGGCGAACAGCAUAUAGGAAGAGGGAUAGCACUCCAUCACCCAGUUCUUACACUCUUCCAUGUCUUUUGGGCCACAAGAUACCAAACAAGCCGGCCAGUGCAUCUUAUUCAAUGGCGUCUCGUCCCAUUACUGGAAGUUUCUCAGAAGAUCUGGCAAAGACACCAGGGCCUGGUUGCUACAAUGCCAUACCACCAAACAUAUAUACACCUAGGGCUCCUGGAUAUUCAAUGCUUGGAAGGAGCUACAUGCCAGGAGAUGCCACAAUGAAGCCUGGUCCAGGCGCUUAUAGCCCUGAAAGAGUUUACCUGAACAAGACCCAAGCACCAAGGUUCUCUAUGGGAAUCAGGCACUCAGAGUUCAUUACUCCGCUCAUAUUGGAGGUCCGUUGAUAAUAAAGAAGGAUAAAACAAACCAUUAACUAUAAUGAUUUGUCUCUAA